AUGUCCUUCUUGCUCCCCUUCCGCUCCAAACCCACCAUGACCCCCCUCAACCCAGCCCCCCAGCCAACCCCGACCCCAACCCCAGACCCAGACAAAGAAUACGAACACAUCCUCGCCCAGCUUUCCGCCCCAGACUGGUCCGACUCCCCCCACGCCCUAGCCUGGUUCCACGACCUGCGCACCUCCGUCCUCGACAUCCUAAACCGCCUCCUAACCAUCUGCCAAGCAGCAAUCAUAAAAUACGAAGCUAGCAACACAGCCGACAACCUGCACUACAACAACCGGUACAACCGGCUGACUACCUCCGUGGCGUUUCUGCGGGGCUGGUUGGACAAGGAGUUUCUGCCGGAGAUGCGCAUGACGAAGUGGUUCCUUAGGGCUGUUGAUGAUGUGUUUAUGGUUAGGGCUACGGAGAUGCAGUAUGAUAUUGAGUAUUGGAUGGGGGGGUUGAGGGGGAAGGCGGAGGGGGUUGUUGGGGAGGGGCAUGCGCUUGCGGGGUUGGUGCAGGAUGCGGUUAUUAAGUUGGGGGAGAUGAGGGAGGGGGUUAAUACAGCGCCUGGGGCGAGGGUUGGGGAGAAGUUGAGGGAUGAGGAGAUGUUUUUGGAUUUGCCGUUGACGGAGGAGGAUGUUGAGGCUCGGGAGGGUCUGAAGGAGGAGGAUGUGGAGAUUAAGGAUGAGGAGAUGGAGAGUGAGACUGAGACUGUUACUGAGGGUGAAGCUGUGACUGAGGCUGGGUAG
Aspergillus glaucus CBS 516.65 is the source of this 738-nucleotide messenger RNA. RefSeq lists its product as uncharacterized. The record is from RefSeq and is a predicted model, not a curated record. Lineage: Eukaryota; Fungi; Ascomycota; Eurotiomycetes; Eurotiales; Aspergillaceae. Bases 1 to 738 code for a protein of 245 amino acids. The transcript has a single exon.